Bufo bufo (common toad) is the source of this 666-nucleotide messenger RNA. Its product is annotated as lysozyme C-1-like. The transcript is spliced from 5 exons. The record is from RefSeq and is a predicted model, not a curated record. The coding region runs from base 119 to 556 and encodes 145 amino acids. Gene Ontology annotation, molecular function: lysozyme activity. NCBI's taxonomy places the organism in Eukaryota, Metazoa, Chordata, Amphibia, Anura, Bufonidae.
CUGUAAGAUAACAUCUCCUUUCAGAUGCAUAUAAGUAGAGCUCACGUCCUUCCAUGUAUUUAGGAGAAAAGCCUAGUUGGAUAAAACCUUCUGGAUCCUGCCUUACCUGAUAACCAAAAUGAAGGUCCUCCUUUGCCUUGGUUUCUUUCUGUGCUUCUAUCUCAGCUCAGAAGCAAAAAUCUAUACCAAGUGCGAGUUAUACAGAAUCUUCCAGGAAACUGGACUUUCUGGAUAUCAUGGCUACAGCGCUGCAAACUGGAUAUGUCUGGCCUACUAUGAGAGCAACUACAAUACCGCAGCUAUAAACAACAAUGGGCCAAGCCGUGACUAUGGAAUAUUUCAGAUCAACAGCAAAUGGUGGUGCAAUGAUGGAAAGACAGCAGGGGCAGUUAACGCUUGCCACAUCAGCUGCCAGAGUCUCCUGAAUGAUAACAUUUAUGAUGACAUUGAGUGCGCUAAACGAGUUGUGCGGGACCCCAACGGCAUCGGAGCUUGGGUUGCCUGGAGGAACCAUUGCAGAGGAAGGGAUUUGAGCCGAUUUACAGCUGGAUGCUAAUUAGCAAGGAGGAGAAAUGAAAAAUCAAGAGUUCCUCGUAUCUACUUCACUGAUUCACUCAAUGAUCUAAUCAAAUCCUGCAACUGUGUUAUGGAAUAAAAUUAUGUAAU